AUGAACAAAACAAAAAUGAAGAAUGGGCCAUGGGUUUUUUACGAAGAUGUUUUGGUCACAGAAGAUAUCAAUGAAUGUGCAGAUAGUCCAUGUGGUUACAAUGCAAACUGCACAAACACGAAUGGUUCAUACAUUUGUGAAUGUCGAACUGGAUAUGAAGGAAAUGGAAUUAAUUGCACAGAUGUCGACGAAUGUGAAAAAAAAACGCACAAAUGUGACAACAAUGCAAAAUGCACCAACACUCCAGGUUCAUUCAGCUGCCAGUGUCAACAUGGUUACACAGGAGAAGGACGGAAAUGCGAAGAUGUCGACGAAUGUGAAAAAGGAACGCACAAAUGUGACAACAAUGCAAAUUGCACCAACACUCCAGGUUCAUUCAGCUGCCAGUGUCAACAUGGUUACACAGGUGAAGGACGGAAAUGCGAAGAUGUCGACGAAUGUGAAAAAGGAACGCACAAAUGUGACAAAAAUGCAAAAUGCACCAACACUCCAGGUUCAUUCAACUGCCAGUGUCAACGUGGUUACACAGGAGAAGGACGGAAAUGCGAAGCUGAAUGCCCUCUUGGGUGGGAGAAAUUCGAUGGACUCUGCUUUUAUAUCAGCAAUGGCGUUGCGACAUCAUGGAAUAAUGCGAAAGACGACUGUCUUCAGCGUGGGGGUCAUUUGGCAGUUCCAACCAACACGAAUAUGAAUAAUUAUCUAAAUCAGGCUAUGAAACAACAUAACGUCAACGCAGCGUGGAUUGGUAUGUACCGAAAAUCCGGAAGCAUCUUUUACACAGUGAGAGAUGAGGAGAUCUCCUAUGGAAACUGGAACCCAGGGGAGCCUAACAACGCUGGCGGGAAUGAAAACUGCGUGGAAAUGUUCAACGGAGCAACAGGGAAAUGGAAUGAUUUGCCAUGUUCGAUCAGUCGUCAUUACUUCUGUCAGCGGCAACUGUGAAUAUUCGACAACAGCUGCAAUUGAAAAUAAGAAGAAAAUACGGCGACGGACUUUACAUUUAAAUAUUUAAUCUGAAAAGAAUCGUUUUAAUUUUUUUCAAGUAGUCAAUCGUUUGCCGAGUUUCACUCUUUAAUCGAAAAUCAAUAUGAACGACAUCUGAGAGCAUUAAUGAUUUAAAU
Messenger RNA from Dendronephthya gigantea, 1121 nucleotides. RefSeq names its product fibrillin-2-like. Lineage: Eukaryota; Metazoa; Cnidaria; Anthozoa; Malacalcyonacea; Nephtheidae. The transcript is spliced from 7 exons. The record is from RefSeq and is a predicted model, not a curated record. Gene Ontology annotation, molecular function: calcium ion binding. The coding region runs from base 1 to 942 and encodes 313 amino acids.